GUCCCGCUGGGGUAAAUGAAAUGUCAAUUCGGGAAUGAAUAAAAAUUCAUUAUUUUGUUAUCUUUAAUGAAAGUAAAAGCUCCUUGAACUUGAACGAGCGCGCUCUUAUCUGUGAGUGAAUUCUAUUGUGAAAUUGUCUCGCGUGCUCAAACGCGCCUGUACGAGGAAAAAGUCUCUGGUGAUCAGUGUGACGAUGGCAACUCUUCCGCCCCGGAAAAAUCCAACCCCCACGAAAAUAUCCAAACAGCACCUUUCUCCCCUACAGACCCUUCUGCAGAUGGGCUUCCCGAAGCACAGAGCGGAAAAAGCUCUGGCCGCUACUGGGAACCGGGAUGUUCAGCUGGCUUCGGAUUGGCUCCUGACGCAUGUUAAUGAUCCCUCACUGGAUGAGUGCUCCCCGCGUGAAUACAUCCUCUACGCCUGCCCCACAGGACGUUUUCUCGAGCAAAUCCACAAUUUCUGGGCCAAGUCAAAAGAACUCUGUGGCUGGAAUGGGGCUCACAACUUUACGCCCCACAUCACUCUCGUCUCAUUCUUCAAGGCCCCAGAUGAGUGUGCCCCUCAGCUCUCACGUGCCCUGAAGCAGGUGGUUGAGCAGACGGCUGUUAAUUUGGAUCGUCCGUUGAAGCUGGAGCAGUAUACGAGUCACAAUUUUAUGGGAUUCUUUGUUGUCGAAGAGGAUGCCAACUACCUCAAUCGUCUGGCACUGCAGUACGUCAAGGAAGUCUCAAAUUCAAUUAUCAGCGACACGUACGAGCAACUGGACGCGCUGGUGGCGUGCUUCCCGUGGUGUGGCGGUGUCACAUCCGGGGCACGAUGCAUCCCGCGCAGCAGUCGAUCCAUUUCCCUCGAACCACACGUUAAAUCGCUACACCUCACUCUUGCUUAUCAAUUCCCCGAGGCACAGUAUGGUACGUUAAAAUCCCUCGUUGACAAUCUGGAUCCUUCAUGUGCUUCCGCAUGGGAGCUAAGACUCUACUCGAGAGAUGCAAGGCUCGCCACGAAGCAGGUGCACAAGAUUCUGUAUCCGCACACUCCACGUGAGCCAGAUGAACUUGAGCUCAUGAUUGGGGAUUACAUCUAUCUCAGCAGUGAUGCCCUGCAGAAUACUCAAGAUGGCUGGGUGGAGGGAAUUUCCUGGCUCACCGGGAUGAGUGGCUUCCUACCGGAAAACUACACCGUUCGUACGUCUGAAUCCGACGCUUGGACCAUGCAUCGCACUGUUCAGCUCUGCAAGGCUAUCUUGGCACCAGAAGAGGGAGAUGCGGCCAAUGGAAAGAUGCCAGAUCCCCAGGAUAACAUCUCCGAGAGUACUGCACCAAUUGAGGAUGUUUCCAUGACGAAGGAAGAUUCUGUGCCGGAUUUCUAUGGUGCUGAAAUGGCCAAGACAUUCCAGCAGAUGAUCAAUAGCACCGGGAAUGCGUCCAUUUUGUCCGAAGCUGUGGACAAGAGUGCCAAAUCUGUGACACCUGAAGUAUCUGGACGAGGUCGUAGGAUAUUUGUGAUGCGCCACGGUGAACGGGUGGAUUUUACUUUCGGCUCGUGGAUCCCGUAUUGUUUUGAUGAAUUUGGCAAUUAUACCCGGAAAGAUCUCAAUAUGCCCAAAACACUGCCACGGAGGAAGAAUGUUAUCCUCGGGUGGCAGAAGGAUUCGCCGCUCACGAAUGUUGGGGUCUACCAGGCAAAUUUAAUUGGGGAAGGACUCCGUGAAGCUGGAGUUAACUUCUCUCACGUCUAUUCCUCGCCAUCCUUUCGAUGUGUCCAAACGGCAACGGGUGUGCUCACAGGGAUGAACAUCAAGGAUACAAUGCCAAUAAACUUGGAACCAGGAUUCUUCGAAUGGCUUGCCUGGCAUGCUCAUUCAGGGGAGAAUGUCGUUGAAUGGUGCUCAAAGCAGGAGCUAACAGAUACCGGCUUCAACAUUGCCAUGGAUUAUCAGCCGUGUAUCCCAGUUGAUCAGCUGCACAACCACUACAGUGAAUCCUUGGAGCAAUUCUACGAUCGCAACAACACCAUCACCCGGGAGAUCAUCAAAAAGACAACAGGAGACAUUCUAAUUGUUGGCCACGCCAUCACCCUGGAUGCCUGCACAAGAGAUCUCUGCGCCAAACCUCCGCGCCAGUCAUCAGAGCUCAAUAAACUCAUGCAAAAGGUAACCUACUGCAGCCUCGUUGCAGCUGAACAGGUAGGUGAGAAUGAAUGGCGCAUCGGAGAGCCUCCAUGCUACCCAGUAACUCACACCAACAACCAGCGCUUCGAUUGGAAGAUUCUCUCGGGAUAAUUUGAUCCCGUACAUGCAUUCCCACACAGCACACGUCUCGAAAGAUUAACAAACUUCCUAUAUAAAGAAAAAAUUAAAACGUUUAAGGAAAACUCACUGAAAGUGGAUGGUUCAAUUAACAAAUGGCGAAAGUUAAAAAAAAGCAAUUUCCAAUUUUUCAAAAAGAAAGUUAGCAGCGAAAGUCUUCUAGUCAUUUUUUUUCAAUAAUGCAUGCAUUUUUUUUACAAUAGUUUCAUUUUCAAAAAUUUCAUUUUUUGAAAGAAUAAAAUAAUUCCUGUUUCGUGUACUGCUAAAUAGAAUUCGACGUUAGAUGUAUCUCCAUUAGAUAUUGGCCCUCUGUUGAGAAAAUUUGAAAAAAUAUGUUUUUGUGUUUUUUUUUUUGGUAUUUAGGGCCUGUAUAAUAUAGAGAUAAAGGGCCUUAUUCAGCGAUCAAGAAACCCUUGAAAUUGGCUUGAAAUCUUGAAAUUUCAGUGCAAAAUUCAAAGAUUUCAAGGGUUUCUUGGUCGCUGAAUUAGGCCCAAAAUUAUCUAUAUUCAAAGAAACAUUUUAUUAACCCUAGAACCUGGCCUUGAACACAGAUUUGUCCAUUGCAAUAUGCAGUACAAGAGGAAAACAUUUUCUUUAAUGAUUUUGAGUGCAUAAAAAUAGCAUAAAUGCUUUAUUUCCAUAAAAGUCGAAUUGUUUUUGUAAAAGGACGACUUUUAGAGUUUUUGGGCGAAUUUUCAAGAAUAUCGAUUAAGAAUUGACUUGUCUAGAUUAAUUUUAAAAUCAGACUGCGAGAAUUUCUUAUAAUUCCUGGGCAUAUCUGGGUUAAAGCUAAAAAUGAUACAGAUUGAUUAAAUAAAAUGUUCUAAAAAAUCAUAAAAUAGUAAAUUUAUUAAUAUUCUACUGAAAAUUCUCAAAUUAAUUUAAUUCCAAUGAAUACACUUACUCCCAGUCUCUUCUAUGGUAAGAAAAUCUACUAAAAAUUAACAAUUUCUCAAUUCAACGUGAAUUAAAAAAAUAAAUAAAAUUCAAGGAUUGAACCAUCCAUGUUAAAAUUUGCCUCUCAAUAAUUAUAAAACUUACGGUUCUUAAAACUAAAAUAAAAUAUCGCCAAUCCAGUAUACGCUAAAGUGAAUUUAAAUGAAAGAAGAAAAAAACAUUCAAAGAGUACAAUAAACGUAACAAUAAUUUAUGAAGCAAAUUGAAAAAAAAAACAUCACAGAAUCGGUAAAAAAAAUCUUUUAAAAAAACAUAAUUCUUAAGAAUAUUUAGUGGGGAAUAUAUUUGCGCGGAAUCUUUUAUGAAUUUAUAUUAAUCUUUUAAAAUAGAAUGAAAAAUAUUCUUUUAAAGGAGAUUUCUCUCAAGUUCGAGGCUUGACGUCCUCAACACGUGAUUUAUGCUAAAGUUACUCUCUUUUGUGAAAGAAAAAAAACAAACAAUGUAUGACUUCUUUUGAGCACCAAUUUCUCUGGGAAGAAGCCGCUACGGCGACUCGUGAUUUAUUUUCUAUAAAUGUACACACACAUAUUAAUUCCUUUUAUGUCUCCUCAAUGUGUUUAAGAAACACCCACAAAUUGAAUGUAUAAAAAAUGGAUAAUUGUAUGAUUAUAGAAAUGAUAAAAAUAAAGAAGAAAAUGAUGAAAAAAAAA
This is a messenger RNA of Lutzomyia longipalpis, 3915 nucleotides long. It is a transcript of the gene Epp, whose product is annotated as ecdysteroid-phosphate phosphatase. The transcript is spliced from 7 exons. Gene Ontology annotation, molecular function: protein binding. The record is from RefSeq and is a predicted model, not a curated record. The coding region runs from base 194 to 2281 and encodes 695 amino acids. NCBI's taxonomy places the organism in Eukaryota, Metazoa, Arthropoda, Insecta, Diptera, Psychodidae.